Molecule: messenger RNA, 951 nt
Organism: Pelodiscus sinensis (Chinese soft-shelled turtle)
Lineage: Eukaryota; Metazoa; Chordata; Testudines; Trionychidae
Source: RefSeq, a predicted model, not a curated record
AUGUCCAACCAAAGCACCGUGACCGAGUUCCUGCUCCGGGGGUUCUCCGACAUCCGGGAGUUGCAGAUUCUGCACUUUGCGCUGUUCUUAGUGCUUUUCCUGGCAGCCCUAGUGGGGAACCUUCUCAUCAUCGCAGCUGUAGCCCUUGACCACCAUCUCCACACCCCCAUGUACUUCUUUCUGGUGAACCUGUCCAUCCUAGACCUUGGCUCCAUCUCUGUCACUGUCCCCAAGUCCAUGGCCAACUCCCUCCUGGACACCAGGUGGAUUUCCUACCCUGCCUGUGUCGCCCAAGUGUUCCUAUUCAUGUUCCUUUGUUCAGCUGAUAUCGGCAUCCUGACGAUCAUGGCCUACGACCGGUACGUGGCCAUCUGCCACCCACUGCUCUACAAGCGAGUCAUGAACCGGAGAGCCUGUGUCCACAUGGCUGCCAGCGCCUGGGUCAGUAGUUUUCUCUACUCUGCCCUGCACACCGGGAGCACGUUUGCCGUCUCCUUCUGUGGAGGCCACGUGGUGGAUCACUUCUUCUGUGACAUCCCCCAGCUGCUCAAGCUGGCCUGCGCUGACUCCAACCGCAGUGAAACUGGGGUUAUUGGCUUUAGUGCCUGCUUAGUCGUCAGCUGCUUUGUGUUAAUACUCGCGUCAUAUGUCCUGAUCUUCAGAGCGGUGCUGAGAAUCCCCUCGCAGCAGGGCCCACACAAAGCCUUCUCCACCUGCCUCCCCCACCUCACUGCUAUUUCUUUGAUUUUUUUCACUGGUGUCUUUGCCUACCUGAAACCCACCUCCAGCUCCACAUCCCUCCUGGAUCUCGUGGUGGACGUUUUCUAUUCCGUGGUACCUCCCGUGCUGAACCCCAUCAUCUACAGCAUGAGGAACAAGGAGCUCAAAGCUGCCCUGCGGAAAUUGACUGGGCAGAGGUUAUUCAUGGCAAAUAAAAUGUCCCUCCUUUGA